Molecule: messenger RNA, 2495 nt
Organism: Arachis duranensis
Lineage: Eukaryota; Viridiplantae; Streptophyta; Magnoliopsida; Fabales; Fabaceae
Product: probable acyl-activating enzyme 17, peroxisomal
Exons: 15
Coding region: 170-2350 (726 amino acids)
Source: RefSeq, a predicted model, not a curated record
UAUAUUUUCAUUCAGGCGACCAUGUUAUGGGCAGAGUGGCGUGACGCGCUGCUGCUAAAUGAUAGCUAUCCUAUCGCUAUCACUCAGGUUUCAACUUCAAAACUAUGAUAAUUGCGUGUUCAAAUUAGAGUCCAAGUUAGUCAGUGUGUGUUCGUGCUAAUUAGUUCUUAUGGCAUACAAAUCGCUGACUUCAAUCACCGUCUCGGACAUUGAAUCCGUUGGGAUUUCAACUGAGGUUGCUUCCGCCUUCCACCGCCGCCUCAAAGAAAUCAUUGCAACCCAUGGAGCUGGCACUCCUGCCACGUGGCACAACAUCACAAACACCAUUCUCACCCCUGACCUUCCCUUCUCCUUCCACCAGAUGCUCUACUAUGCUUGCUACAUCGAUUUUGGACCUGACCCGCCCGCUUGGAUACCCGACCCGGAAUGUGCUCUUUCAACAAAUGUUGGCCAGUUACUAGAGAGGAGGGGUAAAGAGUUUCUGGGUUCAGCAUAUAAGGAUCCUAUUUCGAGUUUUUCUGAUUUCCAAAAAUUCUCAGUAUCAAACCCUGAGGUAUUUUGGAAAAAUGUGCUGGAUGAAAUGAACAUAUCAUUUUCCACGCCACCUGAAUGCAUCUUGCGAGAGAAUCUCCCGGGAGAAAGCUCGCUAACACACCCGGGUGGUCAAUGGCUUCCUGGAGCAUCAAUUAAUCCAGCAAAGAAUUGCUUAGUUGAAAAUGCCAAGAGAAGUUUGAAUGAUACAGCAAUAAUAUGGCGGGAUGAACAUCAUGAUGAUCUCCCUGUGCAAAGGAUGACAUUUAAGGAAUUGCAGGAAGAGGUUUGGUUGGUUGCAUAUGCUCUUGAAGCACUGGGUCUGGAGAAGGGAUCUGCAAUUGCAAUUGAUAUGCCAAUGCAUGUCAAAUCAGUGGUUAUCUACCUGGCCAUUGUUCUUGCAGGUUAUGUUGUUGUAUCAAUUGCUGAUAGUUUUGCAGCAGGUGAAAUAUCAACCAGGCUUAAUAUAUCAAAUGCUAAAGUCAUAUUUACCCAGGAUCUCAUUAUUCGUGGUGAUAAAAGCAUCCCUCUGUACAGUAGAGUUGUCGAAGCCAAGUCACCUUUGGCAGUAGUUAUCCCUACCAGAGGCUCUGAGUUUAGCAUGGAAUUACGCAAUGGUGACUUUUCUUGGCAUGAUUUUCUGGACAGAGCCAACAGCCUCAAAGGCAAGGAAUUCGUAGCUGUAGAACAACCAGUAGAAGCAUUUACAAACAUUCUCUUCUCUUCUGGAACAACAGGUGAGCCAAAGGCCAUUCCAUGGACAAAUAUUACUCCUCUGAAAGCUGCUGCAGAUGCAUGGUGCCACUUGGACAUUCGUAAAGGUGAUGUAGUUUCCUGGCCCACUAAUCUUGGAUGGAUGAUGGGUCCAUGGCUCGUAUAUGCAUCAUUGAUCAAUGGGGCUUCGAUGGCCCUGUAUAAUGGAUCCCCUCUUGGAUCUGGUUUUGCCAAAUUUGUACAGGAUGCCAAAGUAACUAUGCUUGGCGUAAUUCCAAGCAUUGUUCGUAGUUGGAAAAGUGCAAAUUCCACAUCUGGCUAUGAUUGGUCUGCUAUCCGGUGCUUUGGUUCUACUGGAGAAGCAUCUAAUGUAGAUGAAUACCUUUGGCUGAUGGGGAGAGCUCUUUACAAGCCUGUAAUUGAAUAUUGUGGCGGUACAGAAAUUGGAGGUGGAUUCAUUACUGGAUCAUUACUACAACCUCAAUCAGUAGCUGCUUUCAGCACGCCUGCCAUGUGCUGCAGUUUGUUUAUUUUGGAUGAGGAAGGUCAUCCUAUUCCACAAGAUGUUCCAGGAAUGGGUGAAUUGGCUCUUGGUCCCAUCAUGUUUGGGGCUUCAAUUACUCUGCUAAAUGCUGACCAUUAUGCUGUCUACUUUAAGGGAAUGCCUGUUUAUAAUGGAAAGGUUUUGCGGAGGCAUGGAGAUGUAUUUGAGCGUACUGCGAAAGGAUACUAUCAUGCGCACGGUCGUGCAGAUGAUACAAUGAACCUUGGGGGAAUAAAGGUGAGUUCGGUUGAGAUUGAACGCUUAUGCAAUGGGGUGGAUAGCAGUAUCUUGGAAACUGCUGCUAUCGGGGUUCCGCCAUCUGGAGGUGGCCCCGAGCAGUUGGUUGUAGCAGUUGUAUUCAAGAAUCCAAGCACCACAACGCAAGACUUGCACCAAUUGAGGAUCUCUUUCAAUUCAGCUCUCCAAAAGAAACUGAACCCAUUGUUCAGGGUUUCUCGGGUUGUGUCACUACCAUCUCUUCCAAGGACGGCAUCAAACAAGGUUAUGAGAAGGGUUUUGCGGCAGCAACUUUCUGAAAAUAACCAAAGUUCUAAAAUAUGACAAAAGCUAUGUUAGCUUUGGUAAUAAUGUCCCAAGUUGUGGUGGGAAAUUUGUCAUCUAUGGAAUUCAUGCUUAAAUAGGCACUCCAUGUACCAUUCAUUAUAAAUCAUAAAUCAAUAUUAAUAAAAGAAAACAGUCAUAGAUU